Messenger RNA from Musca domestica (house fly), 2169 nucleotides. RefSeq names its product mediator of RNA polymerase II transcription subunit 17 (gene MED17). Gene Ontology annotation, molecular function: transcription coregulator activity. Lineage: Eukaryota; Metazoa; Arthropoda; Insecta; Diptera; Muscidae. Bases 126 to 2072 code for a protein of 648 amino acids. The record is from RefSeq and is a predicted model, not a curated record. Gene Ontology annotation, biological process: regulation of transcription by RNA polymerase II. Gene Ontology annotation, cellular component: mediator complex; core mediator complex. The transcript has 4 exons.
CAACCGGCUUUGUAUUAUUAUAUUGUUUGGCCGGUGAAAACAUCAGCGAGAAGCUUUUCAUUUUUUCCGAGAUUUUGCCGAUUUUCCUCCCAAAAUUUGCGGGGAAAACUCAAUUACCGUUCACCAUGAAUUUUACGAAUGGUGUGAAUGUGAGUGUGGAGACGACAUGCGAAAGUAAAAUACAGGAAAUUGCUUACGAUGGUACUGAGAUCUAUGAAACACCACCAACGCUUUCCGAGACCCUAACAAAAUGUGCAGCACGAAUAGACUUUAGCAAAACAUCCUUGGAGGAUUUGAAAAAGGAGGAAAAAGCUUCAGGCGAUGAGGCCGAUAAAGAUGAUCAAUUUCAACCGAGCCUCUGGCCUUGGGAUUCGGUGCGAAACAAGCUAAACGAUGCUCUGACAGAAGUUUGUGUUCUAUCUGAUGUCUUAGCCAUUGCAAAGGAUAAACGUUACUUGGUGUUGGAUCCAGUUCCGGAUCCAGACGGUGAUGAGACCAAACCCAUUGUUCAGGUGUACAGUCGGAAAAAGGCCUUAAAUCAAGCAGCACAAAUCCUGCUGAGCGGAGCAGAACGUUUGAAAAACACCCAUACAGAGCAACGCAAUCGAAAUGUAUCCGACUUCCAUAUUGAGCUAUUGCGUUUGAGGCAAAAUUGGCGCCUGAAGAAGGUUUCCAAUGCAAUUAUUGGUGAUUUAAGCUACAGAACUGCCGGUUCCAAAUAUGGCAUGAGUGGGACUUUUGAAGUAACAAAGGCCGAGGACAUUGUGGAGGAUGAGGGAGCGUCUUCCUCAACAUCAUCCUCGUCGACAAACACCAAUAAUGGCCUACCAAAUCCAUCGCCUAAAAAUAACUCUUCAUUGCGGGUCAUAGUGCCGGCCGAACUACAAGGUGUUGCCUAUUUUAAGGUGAUAACCCAAAAGGAUCAGGAAGAUCUUUGCACGGCAACGGUUAAUUUGAUGGGACAUGGACCGAAUACCACACAACAAGGAGGUGUUUGGCAAAAGACUAUAGAAGAUGCCCAAAAUGUAUUGUUUUGCAAGGAACUAUUCAGUCAAUUGGCCAGGGAGGCUAUCCAGCUGCAGGCACCUAUACCACAUGUGGUCAUUGGCAAUCAGAUACGUGCUACCUUGCUGCCGGGCAUACAACUAAUCAUCUCUUUGUGUCAUUCAACAACCGUAGAUAGUAAUCAGCUAACACCGGUAAAUGAUCAUGAUCACGAUCAUGUGCUGGAACAUUCAUUGCAUCAGCUGUUGCGUGAGGUGCAUCACAAGAACUCACAUCAUCCAUUCCCCCAUCCGGCCAGUGGUCCGUUGGGACCCAGCAAAAAACGUAUGUUGGCCGGACCAAUGGCAGCCGAUAGGCAAAGUCUGCUGGAGAUGUCAAAAAGUCAGACAAUACUGGAACAGAUUAUUGCCCAGGCACAGCAUAUAUUUAUGCGAAAGCGUACCCAAUAUGUUUUGGACACUCUGGCACGGGAUGUUAAGGAUCCGCAAAUAGUUUCACACUGGAAUGCAAUGACCAGUCCAACAAUGUCGUGUGUCAAAAUUAAUAUUGUUACACAUGGUUAUGACACAUUAAAUCGCACAUCACUUGUCAUUCAUGUACGCGAGCGAUCUCUAAAGGCAAUUUGUCGAGAUGGCCGUGUCAUGCAUUUGUCGUAUGAGCCCCAGGAGUUACGUGAUUUAAUUCUAUGUCAAAUCAAUUCCCAUCAAAUAUCCUGCCUGUUUAACUUAGCUCGUUUAAUGGCCUGGCAGGUACUAUCGAACAGUAAUCACUUGGGCAUUGGCAAAGUGGAACCCUUGGGUAACGCCAGCUCUUGUCUGUUGGCUUCGCCGAAUAGCGAUCGCAUGAUUGCCGUUCAAAUUCGUUGUACCCAAUCACAAAUGGACGUUAAAGUGUAUAUAGCAAAGAGUCCACGACAAGACUUUUUCCCAAAUCCUUUGGUGCCCGAGAAGUUCUGGGAAAAUUUGGGAGGUCAUUUCAAAGAGGUCCGUUUCGAUAAAAUCGAAGGUAAAAGUUUUCUAAAUAAAAUGGAAUUCCUAAUGGCCUCUCUAAACAGCAAUUCAGCCUGAAUGACCAAUAUAUACAGAGGAAAUUAAGAAAAACUAAUAUAAUUUAAUAAUAUUUAAUUAUAAAGAAUUUAAAAUAAACCUGUGUAACUAAGUUUUA